Messenger RNA from Kickxella alabastrina, 3925 nucleotides. RefSeq names its product rab-GTPase-TBC domain-containing protein. The record is from RefSeq and is a predicted model, not a curated record. Bases 394 to 3867 code for a protein of 1157 amino acids. NCBI's taxonomy places the organism in Eukaryota, Fungi, Kickxellomycota, Kickxellomycetes, Kickxellales, Kickxellaceae. The transcript has a single exon.
AUUUCAUUUGGAGAUUUCUGAGUGCUGUUGCCUGCUCGCGGGUGUUUUUGUUUUUGUUUGUUGAAAUCCAGCUUGUGACCGACACUUUAUUUUAUUUACCGUCGAACAGGCCAGUUCACAGCUUCCUUGCUUUUUCUUUUUCUCCCUUGCCUUCUUUUUUAGUUUAUUUCGAUAUACUUGUUGUUUUAAUAUUAUUAUUACUUUAUCUGUGACUUUGCUAGCGGUGCUAAUCGAAUCGUAUCCACAACAAACUGCUUGUUUUAUUAGCUGGUGUAUUUUUUAAACCCAGAAAAGAAGACCAGCACCCUUAUCUUUCAUCUUUGCUCCCCCGCACAACACACACAUUGACACAAGACAAGACGCACGCCGACUAGCAGCAGAAGAAUACCCGGAAUGGCAGAGAUGACGACACCAGAGCGAAACAGCGGGGAAGAAGGGCUUAAUCUUCUUCAGCUGCAGCAAAAUAAGCAGCAAACGUUAACCAAAGAGAGCAGCGGAUAUUUUACCCCGCCAGCAACAGCAAUACCAGCAGCUUCGAUCACAGCGCACCUUGGAACACAUAGUGUUGCUUGUGCCCCGACUGCCGCCACCAAACAGAAAAAGGAGCAGCGCUCUUCUCUUUCACUGCCAAUUACCAAUUCGAAACCACCCGCUGCCAGCCGCCGAUACAGCGCCAACCCAAACGACCUGUCAACCUACACUUCUGUGACGCCGCUAUCUCCGGCUACCAGCCCUUCACGCAGGCGAAUUAGUCUUUCUACAGACAAGUUUCUUCCUCCGCUGCAAAUUCAUAAACGCCUGUCGACGCCGACCCAGACACCAAUUAUUAUUGGCGGGCCGCGCGCAGCGCCACUGCGGAUUGCAAGAAAGGACUCUAAGAUCGACAGCAGCAACGGCGUCGCCUUGAUGCUCGCGCGCGCUGAGGUGGCCAACGACCUUUUGUAUAAGGACCCCAAGCGAGUGGUCAUUGAGCACGGACACUUGCAUACCGACGAGGGCACCCUGCAGUCGCUCAUUGACGUCUCAACGCCCACUGCUGCCAAGCAGCUGCAGGCUCUGGUACCGCUGCAGACGCCGGCGCCACUGGUGGCCUCGGAGUUUGCAUCCGAACUGGCAGAGUACACGGCCAGCGCGCUGUCCUCCGUCUCAGCGGUGGACGUGGACGUGGACGAAGACGCAGACAGCGACUACUCUCCCAAGCGAAGCACAGACAGCGAGACAACGGCGACCAUGGCAGACAGCAGCAUGGGCAAGGCCGGUAGUCCAGAAAACAAAGGCGACAAGGAGGGGGGUCACGGGCUGAGCAAGGCCCCGCUGACCGUCAACACACAGCAGGCAGUCGAAAGCAAAAACAGCGGCAGCGGCAACAGCAGCUGCCGGCCUGACAGCUACAAGGUGUAUCCGGAGGGCGACGACCGCGCGCUGCCGGCGUUCAUCCUCAACAGCCAGACCAUCGAGGAGCUGGACGCAGUGACCGGCGCAUGGGAGGCGGCACUGGACACGCUGGGCGACGGCGACUUUUGGCGGUCGGUGGUCAACGACGUGGACGGGCUGCAAAAGCGCGCGCCGCUGCAUCUGUCGGCCAAGAUCCGCGCCGGCAUCCCGGCGGCGGUGCGCGGCGUCGUGUGGCAGACGCUGACGCAGGCGCGGUCGACGUACCUGCAGACAGUGUACACACAGCUGAUCCAGGAGUACUCGCCGCACGAACGCAUCAUCCGGCGCGACUUGACGCGCACGUUCCCGCGCAUCCCAGUAUUCAAGGGUGAGGGCGGCGAGGGCCAGCAGCGGCUGUUUCGCAUUCUCAAGGCGUACUCGCUGUAUGACGCCGAGGUCGGCUACUGCCAGGGCCUGGGCUUCAUCAUUGGCCCGCUGAUCAUGAGCAUGGGCGAGUGCGAGGCCUUCUGCGUGCUGGUGCGCCUGAUGGAGACGUAUGACCUGCGCGGCAUGUUCACCGAGGAUAUGGCCGGCCUGCAUCUGCGGCUGUUCCAGUUCCAGCUCCUGGCCGCUGAGAUUGUGCCCGACGUCAUGGCGCACCUGGAGCGGUACGGCGUCGUGGCCGCCAUGUACGUGCCGUCGUGGUUCUUGUCGCUGUUUGCGUACACGAUGCCGCUGGGCUUUGUGCUGCGUGCCAUGGACGUUAUCAUGGCUGAGGGCGCGCCCGAGUCGAUCAUGCGCAUUGGCAUUGCGUUGCUGCAGCGCAACGCCAACAAGAUCCUGCGCCAGGACGACUUUGAGUCAGCCAUGGGUGUGCUUAACGGUGGGCUGUACGACGACGAGAACAACUCAAGAGACCGCCCUGGCUUUGUGCUGCAGGAGGCUGCCAAGCUCAGCGCUGUCGUCACGCAGCAGCGGCUCGAGGAGCUGGAGGCCCGCUACUGCAGCGAGCAGGGCAUUGUGCCGCGCACUGGCCGCCCCAGCAUGUCGUCGCCGACCGUUGCGGCCGGCGCCGACGCAGCUGAGGCCACGACGAACCACGCGAUCAUGAAGUUCCUUGGCUGGCCUUGGACCAAGGACUCAGCCGGCAGCGGGGCGUCGUCGGCGCCGACGACGCCGCAGGUGACCAGCGCGCAGCCAAAGUGGCGGGUCAGCAGCCUGGGCAGGGGCCUGGGCGCAGGCAGCGACUCGGACGACGACGCCGCCAAUGCCGACGAGCUGAUUGCCCACCUAUACCACCAGCAGCAGCAGCGUACGGGGCGCAUUAGCCCACGUAUUCUCGAGCUGACCGAGUCGCAGCGGGCGCACUCGCACCAGCUGCGCGAGCAGAUGCUCAAGUCGCUGCAGGCACAGGACAACGCGCCGGCGACGAUGCUAGGCAUGGUUAGCUCGCUGGCCGCGCAGUCGCAGAACCAGCAGAACCAAUAUGGCGAAGUCAAGUCGCGGAUCUCAGUUGCUGACUCCCUUGCCUCGGACAACAGCAGCGGCGGCGACUCAGGCUUGCAUAAUUGCAGGUCGCCAAGCUCAGCUGUGCCGCGGGGAGGGCUCGGCGGCGAGCCCAGCGACAGCGCCUGGCGUGACGAGGUACUCGAGCCGCUGCAGCGCCAGCUGCACGACGCGCGAGUAACAUGCGACACACACCGCGACGCGCUGGUGGCGCUGCAGGUCGACCACGAGGCGCUGCGGGCCGAGCUGGCAAUGGCUAAGACUCAGCGCGCGGGCCUGGCGGAGGACAACGAGCAGCUGCGUAUGGCGCUGCGUCGUGCUGAGGCCGGCCGUACAAAGUCGCAGCAGGAGUCUGAGCACAACUUGGAGCGCGCACAGAGCUCCGAGGGGGCGCUCAUCCAGGCGCGCAUGGAUCUCGCGGAGGCCGACGAGGAGAAGCAUCUGCUGGUCAGGCAGCUCAACAACCUACGCAAGUUCAUUGCUGCCGAGUCGGCAGGCAGCACCUCAGAGGGCGUGCAGCUGUCGCCGAUCCAGGAGGACGGCGUGCUGUCACGCACCCGCAUGGUAUCGAUGGACGGGUAUCCGCAGGCAACCACUAUCAGCAGCCCGCCGCUGGGUGCCAAGCCGAGCCGCUUCAGCAUCUCGAGCAUUGCAUCGAACUGGUCGGCCAUCCGCGGCGCUAUUGCCAGCCCGCGGCCGUCGAUGCAGCAGGACGCCCCCGGGAAUGAUUCAAGUGCUGACAGCGCUGCCCCUUCACCGGCGCCGCUGACAGUGUCGACGCAGCAGGGCAGUGUGAUCCGCACGCACUCGGCCUUGUCGCCGCCAGUGCUCUCGCCUGCGCUCAGCACUGGAAGCCUGAACGGCAGCAGCAAGCCGUCAGCCAUCCCGCUGGCCAUGCUGCACCGCAGCAAGACGUCGCCGCCAAUGACCAUGAUGACGUCGCCCACAGGAGAGGACGAUAACAACAACAGCAGCAGCAGCAAGUGAUUGCCAUACUUGAGACAGCCAGCCAGCAAGCAAUCAAACAACGCACACACAUUUUUUA